GCUAUCUUAACACGAGGACGGAGGAAGCUUCAUAGCAUUAUACGAGAGUAUUACCCCUUGCAGCCGUGAGAUUCCGUGGGAGGCUACAGAAAGAAGCCAUGAGUGCUGCUCCCACCGACGCCAUGGCCGGGGAAGAAAUCGACGAGACCACCUCUCGGGCUCAGGCUGAGAUGUCUGAGAUCAUGGUGUCGCUCCCGCGGUGCUCGGUGUACUUUACUCGCCAGUACCGCGGCUUCUGGAUCCGCGAGUUCGUUCUUGAGGGCAUGGCCGCCGCUCAGGCGUCCUUCGAGCCAAGGCCAACGGACGUCUUUCUCGCCAGCUGCCCCAAGUCCGGCACCACCUGGCUCAAGGCGCUCGCCUUCGCGACGCUCAACCGCGCCACGCACUCGCCGUCCGACUCCGACCACCCGCUCCGCCAUCACAACCCGCACGACUGCGUCCGCUUCCUCGAGACCAGGCCCGUACCAGAGACCAUGGCGCUCCCUUCUCCCCGGCUGCUUGCAACCCACUUGCCCUGCUCCCUGCUGCCCAGCCGCAUAACGGAAUGCGGCCGAGUCGUCUACGUCUGCCGGGAGCCCAAGGACGCUAUGGUCUCCUUCUGGAUCUACAGCAACAAGAUCGCGGCGGUGCUGCGCCGGCAGCUCGGCCUGGAGGCUCCCUUGCCCACGUUCGGGGAGGCGUUCGAGCUCUUCUGCAAGGGGCAGAGCAGCUCCGGACCAAACUGGUGCCACGCCCUCGAGUACUGGGAGGAGAGCCGGAGGAGGCCCGGUAAGGUGCUCUUCCUCAAGUACGAGGAGAUGCUGCAAGACCCAAUCGGCAACGUGAAGAAUCUCGCGGCGUUCAUGGGGUGCCCAUUUUCUUGCGCGGAGGAGGAGGCUGGGGUGGUGCGGGAGAUCGUGCAGCUCUGUAGCUUUGAGAAACUCAAGAACUCGGAGGUGAACAAGAAUGGCAACAGCGCCAUGAUGGGCGUCAAGAACGACGUAUACUUUAGGAAGGGAGCCGUCGGCGACUGGAAAAACUACAUGACGCCGGAGAUGGCGGCGCGGCUGGACAAGAUCGUCGAGGAGGCGCUUCAAGGUUCAGGCCUGACCUUUGGCAUCUCCAUUUAGAAGGGAAGGCCACUCGUGCAGAGGGAUGGGGAGCGAAUUGUUGCUAUGAAGCAUGAAUUUUCGUGUUUGACAAUUCCAAAGAAAAUAAGGUCUUAUGAAUUAUGAUUGAGGAAACUCACAAAUGAUAUAUUAUAUAUU
Molecule: messenger RNA, 1247 nt
Organism: Triticum urartu
Lineage: Eukaryota; Viridiplantae; Streptophyta; Magnoliopsida; Poales; Poaceae
Product: flavonol sulfotransferase-like
Molecular function (GO): sulfotransferase activity
Source: RefSeq, a predicted model, not a curated record